This is a messenger RNA of Plectropomus leopardus (leopard coralgrouper), 1462 nucleotides long. RefSeq names its product BCL2 family apoptosis regulator BOK a (gene boka). The record is from RefSeq and is a predicted model, not a curated record. Lineage: Eukaryota; Metazoa; Chordata; Actinopteri; Perciformes; Serranidae. Gene Ontology annotation, biological process: release of cytochrome c from mitochondria; intrinsic apoptotic signaling pathway in response to DNA damage; extrinsic apoptotic signaling pathway in absence of ligand. Gene Ontology annotation, molecular function: BH domain binding. Gene Ontology annotation, cellular component: mitochondrial outer membrane.
GGACUUCACAAUAAGUGCCCUUAGAAGGAAAGCCUGUCAGGCUGUAAACUGGGAAGCAUUUUUUCACUUCUUGAGUGGCUGCAAACCUGCAGUUCAGAAAACCCAAAUCCAUUCCUCUGCUCAGUGACAAUGCAGGAGAAACCCUGACUGCAGGGGCGUUUCAGCCUGUUAAAUCUCGGAAUAAUCUCCAUAAGUCUUCAUACCAUCAAGGGGCGGAGGGCGCGCGCCGUGGCCGCAGUGAGAGGCGCUGCAGGCGGGGAGCUGAGCAGCGCAGCCGGCGGCGGAUGACCGGACGGGGGCAUGGAGAUGUUGCGCCGCUCCUCUGUGUUUGCGGCUGAAGUGUUUGACCGCUCGCCCACCGACAAGGAGCUGGUGUCCCAGGCCAAAGCACUGUGCAGGGACUACAUCCACUCCAGGCUGAACCGUGCCGGGAUAGGCUGGUCUAAGCCAGAGCACGGGCUGGCUGCAUCAGGCGGGGCUCUGGGAGAGAUUUCGUCGGUGCUGCUGUGGCUCGGUGAUGAGUUGGAAUACCUUCGACCCAACGUUUACCGCAACGUGGCGCGACAGCUCAACAUCACAGUGGCGUCGGAGAGCAUUGUGUCCGAUGCUUUCCUGGCCGUGGCUGCAGACAUUUUCUCCACAGGUGUGACGUGGGGGAAGGUGGUGUCUUUGUACGCUGUGGCAGGAGCCUUGGCAGUGGACUGCGUUCGCCACGGCCAUCCAGCUAUGGUCCAUACCAUUGUCGACUGCAUGGGGGAGUUUGUCCGCAAGAGCCUGACGUCCUGGUUAAAAAGGAGAGGGGGCUGGAUGGAUGUCACAAAGUGUGUGGUGAACACUGAUCCCAGCUUCCGCUCUCACUGGCUGGUGUCUGCCGUCUGUGCCUUUGGACACUAUGUGAAGGCCACCGUGUUGUACCUCCUCAGGGAGAAGUGAGAGACAGAGUCACACACUGGAUGCUGAGCAGACUGACCCGCACCAUCCACCUCCACCACAUCUUCACUAAAGCAUCCACUGCUUUGGAUUAUGUUUACACUUGUUUGCACUGAGCCUUCACGGACGGACACCAGUCCCUUCACAGAAACUGACUUUCCGUGCUUCUUCUGCUUCCUAUGCUAGAUUGUGUAUUUAUUGUUCAAGUUUUAUGGCACACUUUAUGUGAAUGUAAAUAAUCACCUCAUGUUAAUGUUUUUAGCUUUUAAUUUUUCCACAAUCAGCAGAACUGCUCAUUUUGCAGCAUGUUCAGGGAGGUUUGGCGCCCCCUAGUGGUCAAAAAUUGUAACUAUUAUAGAGUAUGUAGUAUUUCUUAACCCUUAAACACCUGGACCAUCAUCAGUGUUCUUGUACUGCCUUCAGACGCCUUUUGCAAGCAUUAAAUCGUCUGAAACCUGACGUAUUGGUUUCUUUUAAAGGAAAAACUUGGGAAAAGGCAAUGAGCAACUUAACAUAAGGUGCUUGACAAACU